Messenger RNA from Musa acuminata subsp. malaccensis (wild Malaysian banana), 791 nucleotides. Its product is annotated as protein yippee-like At4g27745. NCBI's taxonomy places the organism in Eukaryota, Viridiplantae, Streptophyta, Magnoliopsida, Zingiberales, Musaceae. The record is from RefSeq and is a predicted model, not a curated record.
UCUCACCGGACGCUGCGCGGUAAGGCGCAGUCACCAACACAAUCGAGUGCAUAAAUAGACGGAGGAGAGGUUGCGAGAGAACCAUCAACUGCGCCUUUCACCGCCAUUCUCACGGCAACAAAUCCUUCGACCCAUCGAUUUCCAGAUCGAUAUAUUCUUCUUCUUUGCUGGCUACAAUCUUUCAGACGAGGAGGCGAUGGCGGCGAAAGAUACAGAUUCUUCCAAUGACGUCGCUCGACUGGGAGCGUUAGGGACAGAAGAAGCCCUGACUCGCGUUCGGAACCCCCCUCGAGUUUACAGAUGCGGCAAGUGCCGAACCCAUGUCUCGCGUUCCGAUGACAUCCUAGCAGAAAUACAGGAGCAUUAUGGGCCUGCGAUUCUGUUUUAUCGUGCCAAGAACAUAUAUUUGGGACCAGAGCAAGGCUGGCGGCGACUGAGAGGAGGACUGUCUAAGGUUGCCGAUGUCUUCUGCCGUGGAUGCGAUGAGAACUUGGGAUGGAAGUAUGUAAGAGCUCCUGAUGUGGCGAACAAGGUUAAAGAAGGGAAGUUCUCCAUUGACAAUACAAAGAUUGUCGUGGUGUAAAGGUGUAAAUCGAUGGUGUGUUGAAUAAUGUGGUUCUGCGUGAUCCUGGAUCUUUGGAUAGAUUGAUAGAUAGAUACCCUCAUCUAUUCUUGUACGUAAGUUAACCUUCCCAUCGUAGUGUGUGCUUUAAGCAUUUUGCCUGUUGACAACUGUUGGUCUCUGUAAAUAUCGGUGACGUUGUUCCUCCAAUCAUGAAAACAUUUUUAUU